CUUUGCAUAUUCAUCUUGUGCUUGUGCAGAUGUGCUUGGAUUGUACAUCAGAUCGAGCGCAUUCCAACGAGCCAAGAAUUGUUGGAAUCGGAGCACAUAUGAAGAAGUUACGAAGAAAUGUUUGAUGGAUUUGUUACAACUCAUUGGAAGUCCUUGGCAGCUGCUACACCAAAGUUGGAGAGCCCUAAAACGAGGAGGGACCAGCAUGUGUGGGACUUUUGUCCCCACCUUGCAGCUGCAGCACUUGGGGUUUGGAGACCAACCUGGUACAGUAUGAAUUUUGUCUUGCCAGGCUGGCUGAACCUGAGGAUGGGGAGUCAAAACUUUGACUCUUGUCAUGUUCUUGACCAAGGGCCUCCAGGGUCCUUCCCUUUCAUCCUUCCCUUCCCACCCCACCUUCCAACUAUGCUUCAAUGCCUUUUCCAUCAUGUCUCUGAACUUGUAAGCUUCAAUCAUAGUGACUCUGAGGACUGUCAACUUCUCCUAGGGCAGAUUACCCCCCAGUGCGCCAAACGCCAUAGCUCACUCGAUAAGCUAUGGAAUCGAGUGAUUCAACUUUCAGAGGAAAGCUGACGCUGCAAGCUACAACAUAUCCGAUUUUCAGAUCGUUUCAUCGAUUGGAGUUUUGGAUAUAGCUUUUCGAAGGUCGCGAGUUUUCUGGGCGUCAUAACGAAGUGCUGCAGAAAUUUCCAAGGAGCCAUUGAAUCAUCUGCUUAUAGCAUUCUCUAACCAACAAGUGGUAUCAGAGCCCAUUAUCACGCAUUUGGGACCUAAAUUACGAUGGGAGAUAAGGAGGACUCUGGUGGAGGUGAUACUUCAGUCCAAGGAGGCAGCUCAACCCAAGAUUCUGGCAUUGCAGCACGAAGGGGAGCGCGUACAAGCCAGGGGUCACUGCUUAAGGAGGUGCUGAAGAACUUCACCAUUGAGAAGUUCUCUGGAGAUGGCUAUGAUGAUUGGGCAUGGAAGAUGCAGCUCUACUUUCGACAAAUUGGCCUCUUGAAGCUCAUGAUUGGAACGGAGCCCAGGCCAAAGGAAAUGGCAGAGCAAGCGGACUGGGAUGAACGUUCAUCUGCUGGGUAUUAUCUACUGUCACAAAGCUUGGAGCUGAACCAGAGGCAUCACAUCAUGCAUCUGCUACCGGAAACUGAUUGUGGGCCCAAGGCAUGGGCAGUGCUCAAGGACCUGCACGCUCCGACAUCGGUUGCCGCUUCUCUCAUGCUGGAUCGGGAGCUGUCCAUGCUGCGGUUGAGCGAGAAUGAACCUGUGCAGCCCGUUCUGGACAAGAUGAGGGAACUCUACGCGAAAUUGGCGAUUGCGGGCAUCACGUACCCUGAGCAGACUAAGUGUCUCAAGAUGCUCAGCCUGCUGCCCGAGUCUUGGCUGCAAUUUAUAAGCGGACUCAGCUUGCCACAAAACCAAAGUCAAUGGACAUUGGAGUGGAUUCGCACCAAGAUUCUGGAAGAAGAUUUUCGUCGCUACACACUGCGCGGAGGUGAUGACAGCACCAGCGGCUAUGCCAUGCAAGGGACAUGGAGGGAUCGAGGGCGUGGCAAUCGCGGUCGCUCUUACUACAGCCAAGGUGGUCGCGGGACUUGGAACCAGCGGGGGCGUGGUGGCGCUGGUGCAAGAGGAAGAGGUGGUCACUCCAACAAUGACAACAGUGAACCACGCUUGAGGGGAGAGUGCUGGUAUUGCAAGGAAGAAGGGCAUCCAUGGUUUCGCUGCUCUACCAAGCCCGACUGGUGGACCCCUUGGAACCAAUCACAAAAGGGGAAUGGAGGAAAGCAACCACGUGGAGGUGCCAACAUGGUAGCUGAUCCUGCUGAAGAAACCUCCAAGGAUGACAGAGGAAUGGGAAAUGAGGAGAGGAAUGCUGGACAGUUCUACCAUGUGUGUGACAAAGAUGACAGUGGCACGGCUGUUGCAAGGGCUGGAGAGGAAUUGCACCCGCUUGACAUGUGGGUCAUGGACUCUGGUGCUGCAUGGACAAUGACACCACUCAAGGAUUUGCUGGAUGCUGUGCGAGCGCCUCCAAUCUCUGAAGUGCGCUCAGCAUCCGGACAUGCAGUGAAGGUCGCUGGAGUUGGUCGAGCUGCAUUCAGAGCACCUGAUGGUGGACUGGUUGUGCUGAAGGAUGUGUUACUCGUACCGGGGCUGAAGGCCAAUCUGAUAUCGCUGCGCAAGCUAGGCCAGGCCGGAGUCAGCACCACCACCAAUGGAUCCAAAACAUUCAAGGGGCUGCAAGGAGAUCGUGUGUUAUGGGAUUUACACGAAAGCAGGGAUGUCUUCAGAUCCAUGUGGCAGAUCCCUGCGCUGAUAUGGGAAUCAACAAAGAAGGAGCUGGGAGUAGUAAAGGCGGGAUCUGGAGUCCAGGGGGAGUGCAAUGCAGUUAGUGCUGCAGGAGUGAUGGUUUCUGCAAGGUCGGGGGAGACUGAUUGGGAAACCGCACACAGGCGUCUAGGGCAUGUGGCUAUGCCAUUGCUGCAGCAACUGCAUAAGGAAGAAGCAGUAAAGGGGCUGAAGCUUUCUAGGCAACCAAAUGAUACCAAGUGCGAGACGUGUCUGCUGAGCAAGUUCACACGGUUCCCCUUUCACGGCGUAGCUGGGAAAAGCAAGGCAGCAUUGGAACUGGUGCACAUGGACCUGGUAGGACCUUUUCCAGUUCAAGGAAGAAAGGGGGAAAGAUACUUCCUAACAAUAGUUGAUGACUGGAGCCGGCUGAUGUGGGCAUACCCGUUGAAGCAGAAGGAUCAUGCUGCCUCAACAAUACGAGAUGACUGGCUGCCGUUCGUCGAGCGACAAUCUGGGCAACCAUGCAAGAGCAUCAGAACCGACCGAGGUGGAGAGUUUCUAGGAGGAGAUCUGACUGCGUGGCUCAAGAAACAAGGCAUUGAGCAUCAGCUAACAACGUCCUAUACCCCUCAGUCAAAUGGCGUUGCUGAGAGGGCUAAUAGGACCAUCCUGGAAACUGCGCGAGCGCUGCUGAUCGAAUCAGGGCUGGGGAACUCCAUGUGGCCUCAUGCGGUGAGGCAUGCUACAGUGGCAAGGAACCGCGUACUCACAAAGGUAGCUGAUGAUAUGUGGGUGCCGCUGGAGAGGUGGCUUGGAAAGAAGCCUCCAGUGGACAUGCUCAGAGUGUUCGGAUGCAUGGCAGUGGCGCAUGUCCCUAAACCGUACAGGACAAAGCUUGGAGCAUCUGCACUGUGGUGUGUGCACCUUGGGCUUGCGGCAGAGAGCAAGGGGUGGCUACUCUGGGAGCCCUCAAAGAAUGUGCUGUUUGACAGUCGGGAUGUCAAAUUUGUGGAGAACAUCAUGUAUGGCAAGUGGGAGAAGCAGCCGGAGGCAAGGGUCACCCAGCAGCUGGAAGAGAUCACUAUGCACUUCGAUUUGUCCGAACCUGAGGACAGCGAAGUCACUGCGCCAACGGCAAGCGGUACUGAUGAAGGAAGCAAUGAGGAUAUUGCAGCUGAUGCUGAAGUCAAGGAUCCGGAGCAGCAGCAGCAAGAGGCUUCCAAAACACCAAGUCUGCCAAAGCGAAGGAAACAGAUUGGUGGGGGGACAAAGGAUUGGGUGAAGGUGAAAGAAUGGGUAAAUCCAACCAUCUACCCUGCACGUACCAGAAUGGCAACAAGAAAGCUGCUGAGCUCUACAAGUGAAGGAGCCACAACUGAGCAGCAGGAACAGGCUCAAGGCGAAGAUACAGUGCUGUUCUUGGGUGAUGACCAAGAGUCAGAUGACGAAGAGCCUGCAUACUGCUUUUACGCACCAAUACAACCUCCGAGCAUGGAUCAUGCGCUAGCCGGGCCUCAACGGGGGAAAUGGCUCGUUUCAAGAGAUGCAGAGUACAACAGCCAGAUGGAGAACCACACAUGGGACCUGGUGUACUUGCCAAAUGGGAAGAAGGCAAUACAGUGCAAGUGGCUGGCAAAAAUCAAGACGGAUGAGAAAGGAGAGCCAUCAGUUUACAAGAGCAGGCUGGUGGCAAAGGGGUUUCAGCAGAAAGCGAAGGAAGAUUACAAAGAAGUGUUUGCCCCAACUGCUAAGUCUCCAACGCUACGUGUGCUGCUGGCGGUAGCUGCUGUGCGCAAAUGGAAGGUGAAGCAGAUGGACAUCGUAACCGCUUUUCUGUAUGGCAUUGUGGAAGAGGAGGUAUACAUGGUUCAACCACCUGGCUAUGAGGAUGGAACCGGUCGUGUCUGCAAACUUAACAAGGCCAUCUAUGGCUUGAAGCAGGCCCCGAGAUGCUGGUACAACAGGCUGGCCAGUGCACUGGAAGGGAUUGGAUUCCGUGCGAGUGCAUGCGACGAGAGCCUAUUCCUGAUGAGCGAGGGGGAGUCGCUUGUGCUUCUGCUGGUGUACGUGGAUGACAUCCUGCUCUUCAGCAGCAGUGACAAGGAGAUCGAUGGGGUGCAGCAGAAGCUCACAGAGCAGUUCAAGUGCAAGUCACUUGGAGAGGCAAGGUACUACCUGGGAAUGCACAUUGAGCCGCAUACUGAACGUGGCUGGCUCAAACUGCAUCAGGGACAAUACAUUAACACCUUGGCUGAGAAGUACUCUCUGCAGGAAGAACGGGAAGUGGUCACACCUUUGCCUUCCGAGUUCAAACUCAUAAAGGCAGCUGAAGGAGAAGGAGUUGAGAGUGAAGACCAGAGGCAAUUCCAAUCCAUGGUCGGGAGCCUACUCUACGCUGCUGUGCAUACUCGGCCUGACAUCAGCUUUGCUGUGGGACAGCUGGCUCGAGUAGUGCAAAAUCCAACAGAAGAGCAGUGUGGUGCAGCGGAGAGAGUGGUGCGCUACCUCAAGUCAUACCCUACAGUGGGAGUACAGUAUUCAGCCUCUGCUCAACUCAGUCAGAAAGGAGUUGAAGUUCUCAAAGAGAAGGGGGAGCAGCUUAGAGAAGGAAAGGUGUUCCUUUCCUGUUUUGCUGAUGCCACAUGGGCUUCUGAGCAUGAGGAUUCAUCAUCAGUAGGUGGAUACAUCUGCAUGGUGGGAGGUGGGCCUGUAAGUUGGAGGUCCAAGAAGCAGUCUGAGACGGCACUAUCGUCAGUGGAAUCUGAGUACAUGGCGAUGUUUCAUGCAGCAAAAGAAAUCAUUUGGCUAAGGAGGCUCUUGAAGGAGAUCGGCCAUGAACAGACUUGUGCGACACCUCUGUUCAGUGACAGCAAGGGAGCCAUUGCCAUGGCACGCAAUGCAGUUCUUCAUGGGUUGAACAAGCACAUGAGGAUCAAGUGGCAUUGGCUGCGGAAGGAGGUGAAGCUUGGGACACUGGAUCCGAUCUACGUGAAAACUCAGCAACAGCCAGCCGACUUCCUUACCAAGCGGCUAGCUGAAGAGCCACACUGGCGCUGUGCGAGAAUGGCGGGAAUGUCCUUGAACUAGAGACGGCGAAACAAGCCGACAGUCUGAGGGGGAGUGUGUUGGUGCAUAUUCGUUUGCACGUCAUCCUGUCGUCUGUUCGCAUCAUUUCGUUGCAUGUGUUUUGUGUGCUACGUUGUUUGUGUGGUUUGUUGGGUUUGCAUGUCUUUGCAUAUUCAUCUUGUGCUUGUGCAGAUGUGCUUGGAUUGUACAUCAGAUCGAGCGCAUUCCAACGAGCCAAGAAUUGUUGGAAUCGGAGCACAUAUGAAGAAGUUACGAAGAAAUGUUUGAUGGAUUUGUUACAACUCAUUGGAAGUCCUUGGCAGCUGCUACACCAAAGUUGGAGAGCCCUAAAACGAGGAGGGACCAGCAUGUGUGGGACUUUUGUCCCCACCUUGCAGCUGCAGCACUUGGGGUUUGGAGACCAACCUGGUACAGUAUGAAUUUUGUCUUGCCAGGCUGGCUGAACCUGAGGAUGGGGAGUCAAAACUUUGACUCUUGUCAUGUUCUUGACCAAGGGCCUCCAGGGUCCUUCCCUUUCAUCCUUCCCUUCCCACCCCACCUUCCAACUAUGCUUCAAUGCCUUUUCCAUCAUGUCUCUGAACUUGUAAGCUUCAAUCAUAGUGACUCUGAGGACUGUCAACUUCUCCUAGGGCAGAUUACCCCCCAGUGCGCCAAACGCCAUAGCUCACUCGAUAAGCUAUGGAAUCGAGUGAUUCAACUUUCAGAGGAAAGCUGACGCUGCAAGCUACAACAUAUCCGAUUUUCAGAUCGUUUCAUCGAUUGGAGUUUUGGAUAUAGCUUUUCGAAGGUCGCGAGUUUUCUGGGCGUCAUAACGAAGUGCUGCAGAAAUUUCCAAGGAGCCAUUGAAUCAUCUGCUUAUAGCAUUCUCUA
Closterium sp. NIES-67 is the source of this 6249-nucleotide messenger RNA. NCBI's taxonomy places the organism in Eukaryota, Viridiplantae, Streptophyta, Zygnematophyceae, Desmidiales, Closteriaceae. The record is from the annotation of a GenBank genome assembly.